Molecule: messenger RNA, 2059 nt
Organism: Zeugodacus cucurbitae (melon fly)
Lineage: Eukaryota; Metazoa; Arthropoda; Insecta; Diptera; Tephritidae
Gene: Cog6
Product: conserved oligomeric Golgi complex subunit 6
Exons: 6
Coding region: 16-1959 (647 amino acids)
Biological process (GO): intra-Golgi vesicle-mediated transport
Cellular component (GO): COG complex
Source: RefSeq, a predicted model, not a curated record
UAUGUACAUAGUUAAAUGUCAAAACCAAUAACAGCUGUUAUAACAGGAAAUAUUCAACGUAUAUCGAAAAGAAUGAUUACUUCAGUUGAAGAUUCUCAUAAUGAGGAUAGAAUACAAAAACGUGUAAAUAAAAUACUUGAAACAAGGUUGGAAACUGAUAAAGAUACUUUGGAUGCUCUGAGUAAUCUUUCGAAUUUCUUCGUUGAAAACACCUUGCAAAAUAGGCGAAAUCUUCGCAGUGAAAUUGAGCGUCGCACUGUUGGUAUAAAUGAGAGUUUCCUCCAAGCUUUUCGGGAAGUUAAGAAUACACUUGAUACGGUAUGCGAAGACUUAGACGCUAUGGCAAUAUCAGUUCAGACUAUGAAAUGUAAUUUGGAAUCUUCUAAAGCUUUGACACAUGACUUAAUUAGUCAAACUAAUUCAUUGCAAACUGAACGUGAACGUCUUCAAGUGGAUCAACAAAUUGCGGAAGCUUUUCUAGCGCGCUUCCAACUAACAGUGCCCGAACAUCAAAUUUUAUAUGGCACUACAAAAGAUGCACAAAUCGUGCCUGAAUUUUUCACCGUUCUUAAUCGUGUACAGAGUAUUCAUGCCGAUUGCCGCGCACUAAUGCAAUGUGGCUAUCAAACCGCUGCUUUAGAAAUAAUGGAAGAGAUGACGUUGCAUCAAGAAGGCGCCUUUGAACGCCUAUAUCGAUGGACACAAAAUCACUGUCGAAAUUUGGAAAAUAAUGAAAUCGGUUCUUUAGUCGUUGAGGCUAUGAGCCGACUUCAAGAUCGACCAGUUCUUUUCAAGUAUGUAAUUGAUGAAUACGCUAUUGUUCGGAGAGCGGUACUGGUUCGACUAUUCAUCGAAGCUUUGACUGAAGGCGGAGCCAAUGGUAGUCUAAAGCCUAUUGAAUUGCAUGCCCAUGAUCCCAAGCGAUAUAUAGGCGACAUGUUUGCCUGGUUGCAUCAGGCUAUACCAAACGAAAAAGAAAAUUUAUCGAUGCUCCUAAAAAAAUGUGAUAAAAAUGAUUUGUCGGAGCAAACGCAAACUGCCCUGGCCUACAUAGCUGAUGGUGUCUGUCACCCCUUGAAAGUGCGUGUUGAAACAAUACUGACAUCAGAAAAGGACACUAUCGUUUUGUUUGCUAUAUCCAACCUGCUAAGAUUUUACCAGCAAAUUAUCAAACAGGUUGUUAAAGGUGGAGCACUUGAGCAAACGCUAAUUGAUUUGCAAAAAACUAGUGAGGAGAUAUAUUUGAAUUCCCUCUCUAAUCAAGUGCGUAGCAUUUUACAAAGACCAGCUAGUGCUAGCUUGGGCAUUGAACCACCUCAGCGAGAUCUAGUACCACCGGUGAGUGUGGGACGCCUGUUAAAUAUGCUCAAAGAAAUACUAUCGGUAGCAACCAUGGUUGACGGUCGGCAAACAGAUAUUACGAAGAUUGUAUCCUGCGUGAUCGAUCCCUUGCUGCAGUCCGUCCAAGAGUCUGCCUCACACUUACCCACAACCGACAUGGCUGUAUACCUAUUAAAUUGUCUUUACCACAUGCAAAGCUCGCUCGCCGUCUAUGAAUACAUGGAUGAACGUGUAGAGCGUCUGCAAGCACAGUCAGAUGCUCAAAUAGACACACUCAUUUCCGAACAGGCAUCAUCGCUGGUGGCAAACUUAAAUUUGGGACCCAUCUACACGAUACUACAGAAUAAUCAAACAAAGAUCGAGGCAAACCUCUUGAAAAUAUUCAUGAACAAAAUGGAUGCCUUCUUGGAAAUGCCAGACAUGCUGCUGCUUCCGCAAGUGCAGUUGCUGAUGUCCAGUGCACAUCGUAAUGCGGUACAAAAGCGAGCUUUCAACGUAAUCGUGGCCAUAUACAAGCAGAUCUACGAACGCGUGCAUGAUCCGGCCAACGGUUUUGAGAACCCAGACGCAGUUUUUAGUAAAACUCCGGAGCAGGUUGCAAAGAUAUUGGCUGUUUAGUGCACUACGACGCUGCCACAUCUUUAUCAAUUAUAUUUAACGUUUAAAUAAUAUUAAUAUAAACUAAUCUCUCUAGUAAAGAGUAUAAAAUUUUCGGAAA